Messenger RNA from Setaria italica (foxtail millet), 555 nucleotides. RefSeq lists its product as uncharacterized. Gene Ontology annotation, molecular function: nucleic acid binding. Lineage: Eukaryota; Viridiplantae; Streptophyta; Magnoliopsida; Poales; Poaceae. The record is from RefSeq and is a predicted model, not a curated record. The annotation marks the transcript as partial. The transcript has 2 exons.
CGCAGGAUCACGCGCCGUGCGAAAUCCUUCACCAUCAUCGACCAGGAGCUUUACAAGCGAAGCCACACUGGGAUCCUCCAGCGCUGCAUCCCGAUCGAACAGGGAAAGGCGCUGAUCCAGGACAUCCACGCUGGGGCUUGUGGUCAUCACGCUGCGCCAAGGACGCUUGUGGGCAAUGCCUUCCGACAAGGUUUCUACUGGCCAACCGCGGUCGCGGAUGCUACCCAGGUAGUCCGCACUUGCGAAGGAUGCCAGUUCUUUGCCCGCCAAACCCACCUGCCCGCGCAGGCGUUACAAACCAUCCCCAUCACGUGGCUGUUCGCGGUCUGGGGACUGGAUCUCUUCACCGAAAAAAGAUUCCUCCAGUUCUGCGACGACCACCACAUUCGAGUGGAUUGGGCGGCAGUUGCGCACCCCCGCACGAACGGGCAAGUCGAGCGAGCCAACGGCAUGAUACUUCAGGGUCUCAAGCCACGGAUCUUCGACCGCCUUAAAAAGUUCGGCGGACGAUGGGUUGCGGAGCUCCUAGCAGUCCUCUGGAGCCUGAGGACGACC